Messenger RNA from Lepus europaeus (European hare), 2809 nucleotides. RefSeq names its product TNF receptor associated factor 6 (gene TRAF6). Lineage: Eukaryota; Metazoa; Chordata; Mammalia; Lagomorpha; Leporidae. Gene Ontology annotation, cellular component: plasma membrane signaling receptor complex. Gene Ontology annotation, biological process: positive regulation of JNK cascade; interleukin-1-mediated signaling pathway; regulation of canonical NF-kappaB signal transduction. The record is from RefSeq and is a predicted model, not a curated record. Bases 223 to 1845 code for a protein of 540 amino acids. Gene Ontology annotation, molecular function: zinc ion binding; ubiquitin protein ligase activity; tumor necrosis factor receptor binding. The transcript is spliced from 7 exons.
GCCUGCGGACGUCGCGGCGCGGCCUUGGGGCCGGAAGGCUGGCGCCGGGGGCAGCCUGGCCUCGGAGCGCGCUGUCGGUCCUCUCCCGGCGCCUUGGCUGAGCGGAGUCGCAAGGCUCGCCUUGUUCGGCGGCCCGGCACACUGGAGCGGUGAGUCGGCCUCGGUCGCCUCCUCCCCGCGGCGCAGGCCUCUUCCAGCAGAGCACUUGAUAAUUAAGUUACAAUGAGUCUGCUAAACUGUGAAAACAGCUGUGGAUCUGGCCAGUCUGAAAGUGACUGCUGUGCGGCCAUGGCCAGCUCUUGCAGUGCUGCAGCCAAAGAUGACAGUGUGAGUGGGACUGCCAGCACGGGGAACCUUUCUGGCUCGUUUGUGGAAGACAUCCAGGGAUAUGAUGUGGAGUUCGACCCACCCCUGGAAAGCAAGUAUGAAUGCCCCAUCUGCUUAAUGGCGUUACGGGAAGCAGUGCAGACCCCAUGCGGCCAUAGGUUCUGCAAAGCCUGCAUCAUCAAAUCAAUAAGGGAUGCAGGCCACAAAUGUCCAGUUGACAAUGAAAUACUGUUGGAAAAUCAGCUAUUUCCUGACAAUUUUGCAAAGCGAGAGAUUCUUUCUCUGACAGUGAAGUGUCCAAAUGAAGGUUGUUUGCACAAGAUGGAACUGAGGCAUCUUGAGGAUCAUCAAGCACAUUGUGGGUUUGCUCUUGUGAAUUGUCCUCAAUGCCAACGUCCUUUCCAGAAAUGCCAAAUUAAUACUCACAUCCUCAAGGAUUGUCCAAGGAGACAAGUUUCUUGUAUAAAUUGUGCAGUAUCCAUGGCAUUUGAAGAUAAAGAGAUCCAUGACCAGAACUGUCCUUUGGCAAAUGUCAUUUGUGAAUACUGCAAUACCAUGCUCAUCAGAGAACAGAUGCCUAAUCAUUAUGAUCUAGACUGCCCUACCGCUCCAAUUCCAUGUACAUUCAGUACUUUUGGCUGCCAUGAAAAGAUGCAGAGGAAUCACUUGGCACGCCACCUACAAGAGAAAACCCAGUUGCACAUGAGAAUGUUGGCCCAAGCUGUUCAUAGUUUGAACCUUGCUUUAACUCCCAUACCUCCACGUGAUGUGCCCCAGUAUGAUGUUCCUUCUCAGCCACGGGUUCCCUCUGGGUAUCCAGAGGGCCACAACUUCCAGGAAACUAUUCAGCAAUUAGAGGGUCGCCUUGUAAGACAAGAUCAUCAAAUUAGGGAGCUGACUGCAAAAAUGGAAACUCAGAGCAUGUACGUAAGUGAGCUCAAAAGAACUAUUCGAACCCUUGAGGACAAAGUUGCUGAAAUUGAAGCACAACAGUGUAAUGGAAUUUACAUCUGGAAGAUUGGCAACUUUGGGAUGCAUUUAAAAUCUCAAGAAGAGGAGAAACCUGUUGUUAUUCAUAGCCCUGGAUUCUACACGGGCAAACCCGGAUACAAACUCUGCAUGCGCUUGCACCUUCAGUUACCAACUGCUCAGCGCUGUGCAAACUAUAUAUCCCUCUUUGUCCAUACAAUGCAAGGAGAGUAUGACAGCCACCUUCCUUGGCCCUUCCAGGGUACAAUACGCCUUACAAUUCUUGAUCAGUCUGAAGCACCCAUAAGGCAAAACCAUGAAGAGAUAAUGGAUGCCAAACCAGAGUUGCUUGCCUUCCAGCGGCCCACAAUUCCACGGAACCCAAAAGGUUUUGGCUAUGUAACUUUUAUGCACCUUGAAGCCUUACGACAAAGAACCUUUAUAAAGGAUGAUACGUUAUUAGUGCGCUGUGAAGUCUCCACCCGCUUCGACAUGGGUAGCCUUCGGAGGGAGGGUUUUCAGCCACGAAGUACUGAUGCAGGGGUAUAACAACUUCUCAUUGGUUCAAAACAACUGUCUGAAGAAAAUAGUGCCUUUCCUUGCUCUGUUCUCAAACACGUCAAGCAGAAAAAAAGGGGAGGGGGAGACAGUGGGAAAGAUGUAAUGCCCACCAGUGAAUGUUGUUAGAAAGGUCACUUUCCACUUCCGAUACAAGCGUCUGAGGCAGUUUUUCCUCGGGAAUCUACGCUUUCAGGUAGAUUCCAUCCGAAGUGCCUGUGGCAUGUGGCCGCAGCUGUUCGGUCAGUCAGUAUACCUCUCUUGUACUUUCAUGGGCUUUUUCUCCAGUGUCUUUCAUGUCAAAAAGUCCACAGUUAGAUUGCUGAAACUCAAAUAUUUAGUAACAGUGGACUUUCCUUAAAACUCGAGCUUAUUUUUAUGGUGUUAUAUGUAAUAUAUUAAACAUGAGAAUCACUACUGCCUUGUGCUAGUGCCAGCAAGAAGAGUAACUGCUCUGGAGAGUUGAGUUCUCAUUUUAAUUGACCUCCUAUAGAUUUCAGAGGAUUUGAACCAAAAUCCUUGGAAAGCUUAAGUUCUCAUUUUCCCCCAUCCGAGGUGUCAACUGAGGAUAUUCAGGGACUAGUUUAAAACCCUAAAUACAACCUUACUUAUUUAGUGUAACAUGUUAUCACUUGUUUAAGUGUUCUAUUCUGCCUUGCUUAUGUUUCCUUGAGACCACAAAGUAGCAUUUUCUCUAGGGUUUGUAACGUUGAGAACCAGCAAAUAUGAGCUGCUCAGGUUGUGUUCCUUGAACCCCUUGGUCUGUUUAGUGCAGAGUGAAUUCCACAGCCUAGUACGUGUCUUCUGUUUUUACACGCACAGUCACCAACGUAAAAAUGAAGUGAUUCAGCAUUGCUGGUGACAGAAGCUAGAUGCACAGAAAUUUUUCUGCUGUUUUGAAUACUCUCUGGUUUAGUUCAAUAGACCAAAAUAAAUUGAUUUCCUGAAAAGAUAA